Messenger RNA from Chenopodium quinoa (quinoa), 573 nucleotides. RefSeq lists its product as uncharacterized. The coding region runs from base 1 to 573 and encodes 190 amino acids. The transcript is spliced from 3 exons. NCBI's taxonomy places the organism in Eukaryota, Viridiplantae, Streptophyta, Magnoliopsida, Caryophyllales, Amaranthaceae. The record is from RefSeq and is a predicted model, not a curated record.
AUGUCUCUAAAUCAGCAAAGACACCUCUACCAGUUUACUCUGAAGCCGUAUCAAGAUGAAGGGGAUUUUUGUUCUGAUCUAGUUCUUUACAGGUGUUUGGUUGGUAAACUGAAUUUCUUGAGACAUAUUAGACUUGAUAUUUCAUUUGUUGUGCAAACCUUGAGUCAAUUUAUGCAGCAACCAAGGUUGCCACACAUGGCUGCUUUGCAACAUGUUUUGAGGUAUGUGGCAGGCACAGUUGGUCAAGAUUGGGCUGCUUGUCCCAAUACUAGAAGAUCUCUCACUGGAUACAUCAUGCUACUAGGAUCCUCUCUUAUAUCUUGGAAGUUAAAGAAGCAGGGCACUACUUCUAAAUCAUCUUCAGAAGCAGAAUACAGAGCCAUGGCAGCUGCAGCUUCUGAGAUUGCUUGUGCUGAUGAACUUGCUGAUUUGUUCACCAAGUCUUUACCUGAUUCUCAACACUUUGAGGUCAGUUCCAAUCUAGGACUGAUUGAUUCUCAAUCACCCUCUAGCUUGAGUGGGGGUAUUGGAGAUAAUACUACUGCUGCCAGCUCAUCUGUCACAUCAGAAUAA